Molecule: messenger RNA, 174 nt
Organism: Sphaeroforma arctica JP610
Lineage: Eukaryota; Ichthyosporea; Ichthyophonida
Exons: 1
Source: RefSeq, a predicted model, not a curated record
ACCAUCGCUGUGGUGGGAGGAGGCCCCAGUGGCAGAGACAUCGCACGCGACCUAGCCUCCACAGCUACGCAUGUGUACCUGUGCGCCAAUGUACCAGCUGACAGCUAUCUGCGACAACUGGCCAACUGCACUGUCUAUGGGCGGUUGUGUGGUGUGAGUGAGCAGGGUAUGUAA